Molecule: messenger RNA, 739 nt
Organism: Lecanosticta acicola
Lineage: Eukaryota; Fungi; Ascomycota; Dothideomycetes; Mycosphaerellales; Mycosphaerellaceae
Source: the annotation of a GenBank genome assembly
AUGGCGCGCAGAGACGCAGUGCGACUGGGCGCAGUGUUUGUGCUGCUUCUAUGGACGUUGCUAGCUCCGCUGGUCGCAGCGCAAGAGUACGGGAUCAUAGAAGAAGAGGGCGAGGCCUUACUGGAGCCGAGACAGAAUUACCAGUUCACGGGCGCGCUUGCGAUAUAUGGAUCGAAUGGACAAUCAUACUCCGGCACUUCGAAUGGAGGUAGCUCACAGGCUGCGUCAUCUGCAGUUCCAGCGCAGUGUCCUGCUGAUCACCCGACGAGCUGUAGUUCCAUACAGCAGCCGGAUUAGUAAGUCGCAAUGCAUUGCGUACGACCUCGACUUCAAGGAUUUGGCUAAUGUCAUUUGCUGUUGUAGUUGCUGCGCUGCAAACAAUUACUGCGCGUGGGCGAAUAGCGUAGUAGCUUGUUGUCCAAAUGGCGAAACAUGCUCGGGAAGUCCUGAGGGCGCCGGAGAGGCCCAACCGUCGGCCACCACAGUAGCGGGAGGAGGUUAUGUCGCACCCGCGACGACGGUCUACAAUUCACCGUCCGCUGCAGGAGGAUAUGCAGGAUAUUGUUCGACGCUCACUGCAGUUGGACCCGGAUUGCCAACUACGCAAGCCGGUCAGUGCGGCACCAUAUUGAUCGUCGCGGCAGAUGCUGUCCAAGCCGCGGUGCUCGGAUGGGCAAGACUGGUUUUCAUGAUCGCCGGUCUCCAUGUUCUCGGUGGGCUGGUCUUCUUGAGGAGGUAG